CCGGACCAGGAUAGUUGAUCCGGCCACGCUGUGUGGGUCGCAGAUUGACCGUUUCCCAACCCGCGGAGUAUUUCCCUACAGACCAAACGAGAAUUGAGAAGAGGAGGGAGCGGGAUGGCACAGCUGUUAAGUCUGCCGCGCGAGCUGCGCGACAUGAUCUACAUGGCACUCAUCACGGCCGAGCGUCCACGGCCCGACUUCAAGCGGGAGAGGUGGACUCCCAAGAGCCACAAGCUCUACUCGUACUGUGCGACCCGACCCAUCCGACCACCGGUGAACUGCGCUGGGAUGCUGCAAUGCAGCCGACAGGUCCACCGUGAGAUGAGCGAAGCGAUUGAGGAAGCCAAGGCGAAGCAGCUGGCGGCGUUGAAGCUGGAUUACUUCAUCAUGGAUGCUGAAACCAGCAUUGCUACCUGGCUCCGGAUCCCAAUCGUGGAGACGAAGGGCAGAGUGGGGAGAAGGCAGGAGAAGGCGGAAGGGACCCCAAAGUGGCGUAUCCGAAUCCCAGGCUCGACAGCUUCGGCAGCAGAGAACCAUGAUGGCUGUCCACACGCGAUCAGUAGACCGCGUUGUGUCUGCGGGAAUUCCUCGACGCUGCUUCACCAACUAUGGGUGGACGUCCGAUAUGCGCGCACUCUUGGCCACGAAGAUGAGCUAGACGCCGUGCAUUGCCAGGUGUGGGGCAUAUGCGCCACUCUCGUCGAUGUGCUCGAGAGAGGGGGGAACUGGUCGAGGGAGGCCCCUUCAUGCAACAUUGCCAUGAUUGACGAACUGGUCCUCAACGUGGUCUCGCCACGGCACCUCGUCAAUGGGAUUGUCCAACGUUCCCGUGGCACGCAGACGACCGACUCAACUAGGGAAUUGGACUCCGAGGCAGCGUGGGUGGCACGUCGUGUGCUGGGCGUGUGGGAUACCCUCUGGACUUCGGAUGCGUCGAGUAAACCGUUCCGCCUCCUGCUCGAGAGAAUCCGACGGGUGCGAAUGUGCAUCGACGGCGAGACAUGGCGAGUUCGUGAACUGCAACCGGAGCUGGAGAGAGGGUGGGCCGAGCAACGGCGAAUCGCAGCGCGACUGAUGCAUUGAAGCUAGGUUAGGGCAUACAUCGGCACUGCUCCGUGAUGCAAGUAGACUAUGAAUUUCCUAUCUCGUUGCUCGCGUGAGAACGAUGUUGGGUACCCCCGUACCUAGAGCCUAGCUGGCACUUUUGAGCGGCAGUAUUGUGUACUGUGUUCUGUGUACUAUGUACUCCGUACUGUGUACUG
Westerdykella ornata is the source of this 1262-nucleotide messenger RNA. RefSeq lists its product as uncharacterized. The transcript has 2 exons. Bases 115 to 1083 code for a protein of 322 amino acids. The record is from RefSeq and is a predicted model, not a curated record. NCBI's taxonomy places the organism in Eukaryota, Fungi, Ascomycota, Dothideomycetes, Pleosporales, Sporormiaceae.